Trematomus bernacchii (emerald rockcod) is the source of this 5079-nucleotide messenger RNA. RefSeq names its product formin-like 2a (gene fmnl2a). The record is from RefSeq and is a predicted model, not a curated record. Gene Ontology annotation, molecular function: actin filament binding; small GTPase binding. The coding region runs from base 537 to 3779 and encodes 1080 amino acids. Gene Ontology annotation, cellular component: cytosol. The transcript is spliced from 27 exons. Gene Ontology annotation, biological process: cortical actin cytoskeleton organization; regulation of cell shape; cell migration. NCBI's taxonomy places the organism in Eukaryota, Metazoa, Chordata, Actinopteri, Perciformes, Nototheniidae.
GAGGCUUGCCCCCUGAAAGGACUCUAUUGUAGGGAGGGAUGAAUCGUGCAGCGGUGGUGUGUGUGCUGUGAGUGUGUGUGUGUUUGUGGAGCCCCCUCCUCCUUAACUAGCUGGUCAGCAGCGGAGGGAUUAUCGAAGCAGUUCCACUCACUACUAACAGACGGGGAGACGGGGGGGAUUGCAAAAAAGCGUGAAUCAUGCUUGUCGUCAUUACUACCGGCUGGGAGUGGAGCCGAAAUUGUGCAAGAUACGGAUAACAGCGAAGAAAGGUCCGUGUGGAAGUUUCCAGGUCUCCUCAUUCCGCCGUGAAAAUGCCUCACCAGGGGCUCUGCCGCUGCUGCUGCUCGGACCCGUCGCUUUAUGCUGCCUCCUUCACAUGUGCUUUAUGUUGAAGAACAGGAUAUAAACCUCUAAGAAGUCUGCGAGAGUGACAAAACCAAAGGACCUGAGGAUAUUUUUAUUUAUUUUCGCCGUGCGGAGAAUUUCUCAAGUGAAAGAAGGAGGGAGAAAACUUGUAGGCUAGUUGUUGGACAAACAUGGGGAACGCAGGGAGCAUGGACCAGCACACUGAUUUCAGGGGACACAACAUGCCUCUGAAACUACCCAUGCCCGAGCCUAGUGAAUUGGAGGAAAGAUUUGCAACCGUUUUGAGCUCGAUGAAUCUUCCUCCAGACAAAGCGCGACUGUUGCGGCAAUACGACAACGAGAAGAAGUGGGAACUUAUCUGCGAUCAGGAGCGAUUCCAAGUGAAAAACCCGCCUCACGCGUACCUCCAAAAGCUGAGGAGUUAUCUAGACCCAGCAGUCACGAGAAAGAAAUUCAGACGGCGAGUUCAGGAGUCCACCCAAGUCUUGAGAGAACUGGAAAUUUCGUUACGGACCAAUCACAUAGGGUGGGUGAGGGAAUUCCUAAAUGAGGAUAACAAAGGCCUGGACGUGCUGGUGGAGUAUCUUUCUUUUGCACAGUAUGCCGUCACGUUUGAUGGAGACUGUGUGGAGAACAACCCAGACGCUCCUAUGGACAAGUCAAAGCCCUGGAGCCGCUCUAUAGAAGACCUGCAUGGAGGAGGCACCCUGCCGUCGUCUCUCAGUGGGAACGGCAUCACACGAGCUGGGCGACAUUCCACGAUACGCUCCAACACACUGCCGAGCCGGAGAACUCUGAAAAACUCCAGAUUGGUCUGCAAGAAAGAUGAUGUCCACGUCUGCAUCAUGUGCCUGCGUGCUAUCAUGAAUUACCAGUAUGGCUUCAACAUGGUCAUGUCCCACCCACAUGCUGUGAAUGAAAUUGCACUAAGUCUCAACAACAAAAACCCAAGAACUAAAGCUCUAGUCUUGGAGCUCCUGGCGGCAGUUUGUCUCGUGAGAGGAGGCCAUGAAAUUAUUCUCUCUGCGUUCGACAACUUUAAGGAGGUGUGUAUAGAGACACAGCGGUUUGAGAGGCUGAUGGAGUAUUUCAAAAACGAGGACAACAACAUCGACUUCAUGGUGGCCUGCAUGCAGUUCAUCAACAUAGUUGUGCACUCGGUGGAGGACAUGAACUUCAGAGUUCACCUACAGUUCGACUUCACCAAGCUGUGUCUGGACGACUACUUAGACAAACUAAAGCAUACAGAGAGUGAUAAGCUGCAGGUUCAGAUCCAGGCCUACUUGGACAACGUGUUUGACGUGGGAGCCCUUCUGGAGGAUGCAGAGACCAAAAACGCAGCGCUGGAGCGUGUGGAGGAGCUGGAGGAGAACAUGUCACAUAUAACAGAGAAGCUGCUGGACACGGAGAAUGAGGCCAUGUCAAAGAUCGUGGAGCUGGAGAAGCAGCUGAUGCAAAGGAACAAGGAUCUUGAAUCGAUCAGGGAAGUGUACAAAGACGCCAGCUCUCAGGUGCACUCGCUGCGGCUGCUGCUGAAGGAGAAGGACGAGGCCAUCCAGCGGCAGAGUAACCUGGAGAGGAAGAUCCACGAGCUGGAGAGACAAGGCACCAUCAAGAUCCACAAGAAGGGAGACGGAGACAUCACCAUCCUGCCCUCCCCCCCCUCGGGGGCAGAGGGCCUGCCGGGCGCUGUGAUGGGAGGGAACGGUGCUGCCUACAGUCCCAAUCAUAUGGGAGUCGUAUCACCGGGUCCACCUCCACCUCCUCCAGCCCCCCCACUGCCACUGAACGGCACAUUGUCAAACGGACCGUCAGCCGUCCCGGCAGCAGCAGCUCCCCCACCUCCCCCGCCUCCCCCUCCCCCUCCGCCUCCGCCUCCUCCACCAGGCCCGCUCUCACAGUUCUCAGCACCACCACCUCCUCCGCCUCCUCCUGGAGCCCCCCCACUGCCCGGCUGUGGCACGCCCACUGUCAUCAUGAACUCUGGGUUAGCAGCGGUUAAGAUCAAGAAACCCAUCAAGACAAAGUUCCGUAUGCCCGUCUUUAACUGGGUCGCCCUGAAACCAAACCAGAUCAACGGGACGGUCUUCAAUGAGAUCGAUGACGAGAGGAUACUCGAGGACCUGAACGUGGACGAGUUUGAGGAGAUGUUUAAGACGAAAGCCCAGGGCCCGGCUAUCGACCUCACCUCCAGCAAACAGAAGGUCAUCCAGAAGGGGCCCAACAAGAUCACGCUGCUGGACUCCAACAGAGCCAAGAACCUGGCCAUCACACUGAGGAAAGUGGGCAAGAGUCCCGAGGAGAUCUCCAAGGCCAUUCAGAUCUUUGACCUGCGCACUCUGCCGGUGGACUACGUUGAGUGUCUGAUGCGCUUCCAGCCCACAGAGCAUGAGGUGAAAGUCAUGCGGCAGUUUGAGAAGGAGCGCAAACCGCUGGAGAGCCUGACGGGCGAGGACCGCUUCAUGAUGCAGUUCAGCAAGAUCGAGCGGCUCAUGAAUAAGAUGACCAUCAUGGCGUUCAUCGGGAACUUCAGUGAGAGCAUUCAGAUGCUCACGCCGCAAAUUCAUGCAGUCAUUGCAGCUUCUGUGUCCAUCAAGUCGUCACAGAAGCUGAAGAAAAUUCUAGAGAUUAUCUUGGCCCUCGGGAACUACAUGAACAGCAGCAAGAGAGGAGCAGUGUACGGAUUCAAGCUGCAAAGUUUAGACUUGCUACUCGACACCAAGUCGACAGACCGCAAGCUAACGCUGUUACACUACAUAGCCAACGUAGUAAAAGAGAAGUACUCUCAGGUUGCGCUCUUCUACAACGAGCUGCACUACGUGGAGAAAGCUGCAGCAGUGUCGUUGGACAACGUCCUGAUGGAUGUGAGGGAGCUGCAGAGAGGCAUGGAGCUGACCAAGAGAGAGUACAGCAUGCACGGACACAACACCAUGCUCAAAGACUUCAUCACACACAAUGAGAACAAGCUGAAGAAGCUGCAGGAGGAUGCCAAGAUUGCACAGGAUGCCUUUGACGAGGCAGUGAAGUUCUUCGGGGAGAACUCCAAAACUACGCCACCCUCCGUCUUCUUCCCCGUGUUUGUGCGAUUUAUUAGGGCUUACAGGCAAGCAGAAGAGGACAAUGAGCAUAAAAAGAGACAGGAGCAGCUUUUGAUGGAGAAGCUUUUAGAACAGGAGGCCAUGAUGGAGGAAGACACCAAGUCUCCUCAUAAGAGCAAGCGGCAGCAGCAAGAGCUGAUCCAGGAGCUCAGGAAGAAACAGGUGAAAGACAGCCGCCAUGUCUACGAAGGCAAAGAUGGAGCGAUAGAGGACAUCAUCACGGUUCUGAAGACAGUGCCCUUUACCGCCCGCACCGCCAAGCGCGGCUCUCGGUUCUUCUGCGAGCCCGCCCUCAAUGAGGAGUACCAUUACUAAGCUUGUAGAACUCUCUCUCUUCUCUAAGAUUUGAGGAAUCAGCCUUACAGGCGAGCAGACGCUGUGCGGAGGAGUGUCAGGAGACGCUUCGAUGAUCAGAACCUGCGGCCGCUCAACAACGAAGUGGUCGUGUGACGAGGGAGACGUGCAUGUGCUGGGGGGGGGGAAGAUGGCAAGGAUGUGUAAGACAGGAUGUUGGAUGUAGAAUGAAGGACGAUAAGUGAAAGAUGACGAGUGUAGCAACCAUAGAGAUGAGUAUGUGUAUAUAUAUUACAUAAGAAUGAUUCCAUGUCUGUGGCGUAGCAGCAGCUUUUCACGAUGAAGGACUGGGACGUAUGGGACUGAAUUGAAAGUGUCUGAAAGGUUGAAACCUUAGACAAGCCAAGUGCCUGAACUUAUUUUGUGGGCUAAUGUCACGCCGUCUUGUUUGUCUGAUGACUGUUUUUUAAAAUGUCCCACUUCGAGCAAUACCACUUGACCUGGCUUUAAUUUGACGAUGUGUAAAACUGGACUUGCAGUGGCCUUAAGAGCCACGUAAAGAGAUGGAAACGUAAUGUAGAAUGUAUGGGACGCGCUCCCUUUAGCUGUUACAGAUAUUACAUCUUUACGUGUUGGGUUUGAUGCUCUGUUUUAUCUCGGUACAUUCCGGUGCUCUUUUACAUUCCUCUUACAAUACGAUGUGCUCAACCUGCACUCUUUUUUUAUCUCAUGAGGUUUUUCCAACUCUGACUAAAAGGGCUGAUGAUCAGGCCUGAAAAAGGUUAUCAGAAAAGUAAUUUGUUUUUACUAAAGUAUGAAAAAGUAAUCAAGACAAGAGUAAAGUGAAUUUUACAUAUCAGGCAGAUGCUGACUUCUCCUCCAUAAUUAGUUUGUUAAGUAAAUGGAUCAAGACUGAAUUUGUCGAUCUAAAAUCAAUGAGUGCUCUCAUAAACUCUACCGUCCAUUUUAAAUGUUGCAUUUCUGUAGCAGCACAGCAGUUUGUCUGGUUUCUGGGAACAAAUCAGGAGUGAAUGAGCCUGUAAAGCAACAUUGAAAACAUUUUAUACCAAACGUAAAUACUGCACAAAAUAUGCUGAACCCUGUCUCAUUGUCAUAACUGGACUUAGCAUUUCAUCUCUGUCAACUGUUUUUCUUUCUACAAAUCGAUUAUAUUCCAGGCUACUGUGUCUACUCACUUUAUUGUAAUUUUAAUGUAUAGUAUUUAACCACUGAAAGGAUUUCUUUAAGCUCAUGUUUUCAUCUAAUGUGUGUCUGCGGUCAAAAACAAGUACUCAACAAAGUAAACCUAAAUGUACAGAUA